AUGUCUGCGGCGAAGAAGACCAGCACAUCCAAAUCGGCGACCGCCAGGAAGGGUGCCCCGCGGGCCGCUCCCUCCCACCCCCCCUGGAUCGACAUGAUCAAGGAAUGCAUCCUCGAGCACCCUGAGGAUGCUCGGCAGGGCGUCUCACGUCCUAUGAUCAAGAAGUUCGUCGAAGACAAGUACAAACUCGAGAUUGGGGCCGCGCAGAACACGCAACUCAGCAAGGCGUUGCAGACCGGCGCCUCCAAGAGCAUUUUCGUCCUUCCUAAGGGUUUCGCCGGUCGUGUCAAGCUCCCGCCCAAGUCCGUGCGUCCUGCGGGCGACUCUGCGACCAAGGAGAACAAGCCUGACUCCAAGGCCGCUGCGAAGCCCAAGGCUGCUGCAAAGAAGCCUGUGGCGAAAACCGCCACCGCUAAGACCACGACGAAGAAGACCGCCGUCGCCAAGAAGAGUACGGCCACGAAGGCGUCGGCUGGAAUCAAGAAGCCUGUGCCUAAGGCGGCUACAAAGGCGGCUGUAGCUAAGCCCAAAGCUGCAGCGGCGAAGCCAAAGGCCGCUCCUGCAAAGAAGGCGAGCACGACCGCUCCCAAGAAGGCUCCUGCAAAGAAGGCUGCGCCUGCUCCCAAGAAGACUGCCGCUGCAAGCAAGCGCGAUUCGGCGAAGAAGUCUGUCACCGGAAAGGCGCCUGCAAAGAAGCCUGCGGCCAAGGCGACGGGGACUAAGACGUCCUCUCGUACAAAGGCGGCGAAGAAGUAA
Messenger RNA from Epithele typhae, 756 nucleotides. RefSeq lists its product as uncharacterized. Gene Ontology annotation, biological process: nucleosome assembly. The transcript is spliced from 7 exons. Gene Ontology annotation, molecular function: structural constituent of chromatin; DNA binding. Bases 1 to 756 code for a protein of 251 amino acids. Lineage: Eukaryota; Fungi; Basidiomycota; Agaricomycetes; Polyporales; Epitheliaceae. Gene Ontology annotation, cellular component: nucleosome. The record is from RefSeq and is a predicted model, not a curated record.